Molecule: messenger RNA, 597 nt
Organism: Symbiodinium necroappetens
Lineage: Eukaryota; Dinophyceae; Suessiales; Symbiodiniaceae
Source: the annotation of a GenBank genome assembly
AUGGCAGACAAGCGGAAGAAGCUCUUCUACCCCGCGGGACCGCUCACAGCGCGGCACACCAAGAAACAGGAGUGGCUGGUUCCGGAGAGCGAGUCGGUUUGGUCGAAGAGCGGCCCCCCAACAAGCGAAGCCCGGAAGCUGAAGAGUGAUGUCGCGUUGCCUUUGGUGAAUCUGAAUGAUCCAGCGCGCAAAGCAGCGAAGGCAUGCGUGGAGAUGCGGCGAGACCUGAACACGUUGGUUCGGCAGAGAGGUGGCCGCACCCCUGCUGGUCUCAUCCUGCAGCCGGACUUCGAAAAAGACCCUCAGGUUGAGCAGAAGCCGCCGGACGAGUACCUCGUAGCUCGCUAUGAGAAGGAGGGUUCAGUCCAGUCGGUCGCAGUUUUCCACGAUCGCGACCCUGCCCGCUCUGAGCAUGAAUCCAAAGCGAAGGUCUGCACCCUGCCGCAGUACGUGGACGAGUACGGUGGCCGCUUUGCAGGAAUUUGGGAUUGGGAAGAGUCAAGACCGUGGGUUCAAGCGGACUUGUCGGAGCUGCACAGUUUUUUUUGUUCUUGCACUCCAGAAGCUUGUGCAUACUGCAAGAACCGUAUUGCUUGA